This is a messenger RNA of Linum trigynum, 2602 nucleotides long. NCBI's taxonomy places the organism in Eukaryota, Viridiplantae, Streptophyta, Magnoliopsida, Malpighiales, Linaceae. The record is from the annotation of a GenBank genome assembly.
GAAUUGACAAUGCGAAGCACUCGUAAUUGACAUAUCACUAUCAGAUCUAGCAGAUAAUGAAUGCAUGUUCUUUUGUCUAUCAGACUCCUUCCUCAAAUGAUAUGAUGUAACGCCUAUGCAUCCCUAAUCCCAAACUAUUGGGAAGAUGUAGACAAAAUUCUUCCAAUACACAUAAAGAAGGAGAUAUAAUUAUUUGCACGAUAAAAGAGGGAAAUACAUUGUCCCCUGCUAGUAAGGGAGAGGUCAAAGAGAUGAUGAACAACUUGGAUAUGGGAGUCUAUAAGCCUUCCAGCAAAGCUUAUGGCACUAAACCAACAUAAUUCUUUGAACCACCCUCUCCUAACGAUUAGGGAGGAGAAUGGCCUACCAAUAAGGUAUAAUUGGGCAUACCCCUCCACUUCUUCUGUUGUCACAUCCACACCUAAUGUACCAAUAUGUUGCAUUAGCCAAGGGAUCAAGAGAAUUUACUUGUUUAGUGGUGUGGGGCCUUGUUCUUCGGCUGGUCUCUCUGUCGCCACAUUGAGACCUAAACACUCCAAUAUCAAUGGCCACCAACCUCCACUUGGGAGCUUUGAACUCCCAAUUAUUGCAUCUCUAUCAAUUGGCAGCUCAGUGAUCAGAGCGACGUCCUUCAACAUGAUAGUCAUCAUCUGUCCCUCGAGAAGGUGAAAGGUGUGUGUCUCCUUCCUUCACCUCUCUAAGACUAGGUUUUUCACACACCAAAUGACUCUCUCGGACUAGGAUGGAUAUAUACACUCUAGGAUCAUGCAUCUCCGAACCUAUCUAGAAUGAAAUAAACAUAAUUUUUAACUUAAUUUAAUAAAUCAAGCAUAGUCGCAGCCACAUAUCAUACUAAGAAAUCCUUAAUUGGUUGGAAAUUGUUGUAAAAAUUCGAUAAUCACAAAAUCAUGAAAACAUAAAGAGUUCAAGUGUAGAAACAAUGAUUUCCAACGGUCAAUCAUGAUUAAACUACUAAGACAUUAUUGGUUUUAUAGCGUCCCAUACAUGAUUCUCAUUCAUAAAUCAAGAUAUAAAAAUUGUACGACAAAUAUACUAAACAGUACAGCUUAUGAUACGGAAAAAUGAGGGAAACCCUAGCCUGUUUACUUUCAUUUCUGUUUCCUGUUUUCGAGAAAACAUAUGUUGAAAACAGGUGAAAAUAACAUUUUUUCGUUUCCGAAAACAGCAGGAAGUUGCCACUUUUUGUUUUCAUAGUUGGAAACGAAUAUAAAACAGAAUGAAAAGUAAACAAGUUUUCUCGUUUCAGUUGUCAAAUUUAUGACAUGAAAACAGAAAACAGGAAACGAAAAUGAAAGUGAACAGAGAUUCUUCCAGUUUUGGCAAAUGUUGGACAAAGAUUCGUCUGGAGUUUUGAAGGGGUGAUAUAGCCAACUAUAGAAAAACUUUUUUGGUGUUGGAGAUCGAGCUUAGCUGCAACCACAUAGCAUACUAGGAUUUUCCUUCACUGGUGGAAGGAUGAGAAGAAGAAGAGUGGAGUUGUGUGAGUGGUGAUGCAAAUGAGAGGGUAUUUAUAGUUUCGUGGGAAGGAAGCAGAUCGCUGCAUUGUGGAGCGAAUCAAGCGAAUCGCUGAUGUGUUCUGCGAUCAACUGUUGUCUGCUCUUCUCACCCGAGAUCCACAUCACUAAAAAUGUGCCAAUCAAUGACCAAUGGUGUAGAUCACCUCUGAGCCGAGCGAUCUGAUACCACGUGUUGUGCAUUGCUUGAUUCAUUAACGAUCUGCACCGUCGGUCUAUGCCAAUCGCCCUACCCCAGCGCGAUCUACCUUGAUCGCUUAUCAAUUAAGCGAACCGCUCGUUGUUCGCUUCAACCUCCAAUGAACAAAAUUGAUCCCUUCUUUGUGACGCGAACUAUCUCACAGUUCGCUUAUGUGUUAGGUGAACCUCUUAAAGCUUUAGUAUUUUGGGAAAUAUUAGUGUAAGUUUGGUAUUGUGAGAAUUUUUUAGUAACUAAGACAUUUUUGGGGAAAAUCAUUUAGAUACAAUUUGAAGAACACAUAUCAGGGUGCAAUAUCGGCUAGUUGGCAGGAGCAACUACAUCACUCAUGCUAGCUUUCAGAAUUCGGACUACAUGUUGAACUAAUUGUGUAAGCUUGACUCUAGAGACCCACUGACCAACCCUGAACCGUCUCGAUCUUGAGGAUUGGUCUGUGUCAGUAUAGCGACGAGCCUGUAAGAGUAGGGCCGAGUCAGGUCAACUUAGGGGCGAGUUACUUUUUGACCUUGUGACCCAUUGCAACAAUAGUGAUAUGAAAUUCCUCAUACCAACACAUUUGACUUGUUUGUAAAGUUUUAAGAGUUUAGGUGCUAUAAUGCAAGGUAAAAAAUAUAGAGAUACCAAAACGAAAUUUUACCACCAAAAUAUUUGGAGCUAUUUGUAAAAAAAAUAAAGUUUAGGUACCAAAAUGCGAUCUUUUAAAAAUCUAUUUGUUGAUUUGAGCCGACCCACUGACUCGCAGCGCUCCAACCCUAGAGGAUCAGACAGGGUCGUGAGGGAGACAGAAAUGGGGCGGGUCAGUCAGUAAUAUAAAUUGAUCCCUUAGGAGCGGGUGAGAGAUGACGAGGAACAAAUCAUACCAAUUUUC